AUGGAGGAACUUCUACAUAACCUGCAAGCCAUCUUUGAUGACUUCGAAGUGGCUGUGAUCCGAACUUUUAGCACCCUCCUACCGACAACUCAGAUGGGAAAGCCGCAGACUAAAGCUGUCAUAUCACCACUUCAAGAAGUGCUUUUGGAUGGUACACAAUGGACUAACCUACCCUCGUGGGAUAUGGCCGAUCCCGGGGAGGGGGUGUCAGAUGACCUGAUUUGCCAGUCUGGAGAAUCAGCUGAUGUAGGAGUUGAGCCACAAGACAAUAUGGUGUAUCCUCAUACUAUGUCACGGUCAGAGUAUCAUCAGGACACCGUUAUACACAUUAGUCUACUAAAGACCAGUGUGCUAAAUGAGAUAAAGGCCUCAGAAAGAUGCUGUUUUCUACUCAGACUCCUUGGUUUCUAUCUGAAUAAUGUUUUUCCCAACAUAGAAUUUGACUCAGGCCACGUAAACAGGAGCUGCAAUCAAUUGGCCAAUUCAUUACUUGGCUUUAAGAUAGAAUUAAAGCAAUGUCAUGCCACAAUGAGGUGCCCAUGCGGGGAACAGUCUCACAGCGUCAUAGAAGAUUUCAAGGAAGAGUUUUACAAGUUAGACACAGAGGCUGCCACUGUGAAAGCCGUUGGGGACCUUAAUAUUUUGUUCCAUUGGAUGAAAAAGAAUUUUUUACCCUAA
This is a messenger RNA of Bombina bombina (fire-bellied toad), 678 nucleotides long. RefSeq names its product interleukin-20-like. The coding region runs from base 1 to 678 and encodes 225 amino acids. NCBI's taxonomy places the organism in Eukaryota, Metazoa, Chordata, Amphibia, Anura, Bombinatoridae. The record is from RefSeq and is a predicted model, not a curated record. The transcript is spliced from 5 exons.